Molecule: messenger RNA, 1026 nt
Organism: Drosophila ananassae
Lineage: Eukaryota; Metazoa; Arthropoda; Insecta; Diptera; Drosophilidae
Product: 18S rRNA aminocarboxypropyltransferase
Exons: 1
Coding region: 123-929 (268 amino acids)
Biological process (GO): maturation of SSU-rRNA
Molecular function (GO): rRNA small subunit aminocarboxypropyltransferase activity
Source: RefSeq, a predicted model, not a curated record
ACACCAUUACUUUUGUCAAAUCACAUUUCGCCACCUUCUAACAACCAAAACAAAGGUUAUCAACCACGAGAUUUCCGAAGCAGGCUGUUCUUUUUUUAAAUUUUACGAAUUAUUUCAUCAUAAUGAGUGGUCGGCACAAGGGAAAAGGGAAGAGAGGCGGAGGGCCCUACCGCAAUGUAAAAAGUAAUCAUAACUGUGCCCGCAGUUUCGCCCAGCAGGAAAAUGAGCUGGCUAGCAAUUCAAGCUCGGAUUCUGAAUCCUCGGAAGAGGGAGCUGCCAAGAGUGAUCUCGGUCAGCCGCCAGAAUUUUCGGUGGCCAUGUGGGACCUCAAUCAUUGCGAUCCAAAGAAGUGUUCCGGUAGGAAACUGGCUCGCUUAGGACUGAUCGCCAACCUGCGCCUGGGACAGAAAUUCCCCGGCCUCGUUCUGUCUCCUGUUGGUCAAUUGUGCGUUAGUCCUCUAGACAGAGAUGUGGUGGCUGCCUCUGGAGUCGCGGUGAUUGAUUGUUCAUGGGCUAAGCUGGACGAGACGCCCUUUGCCAGGAUGCGAAGCCCACAUCCACGGCUGCUUCCAUUCCUGGUGGCCGCCAACCCAAUUAAUUAUGGAAAACCCUGCAAGCUCAGCUGCGUGGAGGCGAUUGCUGCCACCCUAUACAUAUGCGGAUUCACAGAGGAGGCUCGCUGGUUCUUGGGGAAGUUUUCUUGGGGUCAUGCUUUCCUGGAGCUGAACGACAAGCUUCUUAAUGCAUACGCAUCCUGCAAGAGUAGCGAUGAGAUUCUGAAGGUGCAAAACGAAUACCUGGAGGAGGAGCAGAAGGAGCGUAACAAACCCCGGGACCUGCGCGACUUUUAUCCCACCAGCAGCAGUGAUAGUAGUAGUAGCGAAGAAGAAAGCGAAGAUGAUGCUAAAACUAAUAAGCCGAAUAAUUAAUCUUUACAAUGUGCUGACAUUUUAUUAGCAUUACAAUUAGCUUACUUUUAAUCUUGUUACGCGUGUUUUAAUAUACAAACCAGCUGUGAAAAGCUAC